AUGCCUCCAAAGCAAUCUAAAACGGAUUUAGCAAAGAAGCAGAAGGUAGUAGAGGACAAGACAUUCGGAUUGAAGAACAAGAACAAGUCCAAGAAUGUCCAGAAAUACGUCCACUCCCUCCAACAAUCAGUCCAGCCCAAACCUGACCCCAGCAAAAUCAAUGCCAAGAAGAAGAAAGAGGAAGAGAAAGCAAAAGAAAAGGAGCUCAAUGAAUUAUUUAAAGUUGCUGUCAGUCAGCCCAAAGUCCCAGUUGGUGUUGAUCCGAAGUCGAUAGUGUGCGAGUUUUUCAAAGUGGGACAGUGUGCUAAGGGUUUUAAGUGCAAGUUCUCACAUGAUUUGAGUGUCCAGAGGAAAGGAGAGAAGAUUGAUGUUUAUAGCGAUAAGCGCGACGAAGGACAAGGAACAAUGGAGGACUGGGAUCAGGAGACACUGGAGAAGGUUGUCGCAUCCAAGAGCAAUGAAUACAACAAGAAUAAGCCUACUGAUAUAGUAUGUAAAUACUUCUUGGAAGCAGUAGAGAAGAAGCAGUACGGAUGGUUUUGGGUAUGCCCAAAUGGUGGUAAAGAAUGCCACUACAGGCAUGCACUUCCUCCUGGAUAUAUUGUAAAAUCUCAGAUGAAGGCUCUGAUAGAGGAAGAAACUGAAAAGAUAACCAUAGAGGAAGAGAUAGAAAAUCAGCGUGCGAAGGUUGCUACUACAACUCCUAUGACUCCGGAGUUAUUCAUGCAAUGGAAGAAGAAGAAGAUGGAAGAGAGAGAAGCUGGCUUGGCUGCAUUGAGGGCAGAGAGAGCUAAGAAUGACCGUAUGAGUGGUCGUGAAUUGUUCUUGUCAGACGCUAGCUUGUUUGUGGAUGAUGCUGAGGCCUAUGACAAAUACCAAAGAGAAGAAGAACCAGAUACUCAGCAAAAGGUCGAUAAAGAUUAUUCCACUGAAAGGCCAAAUUCUUCCACGUCUACACGUGAUGCUGAAGAGAUUCCUGAUAAUGAUGACAACACAGAGGAAGAGGAUGAUGAUGAUCUUGACAUAGACGAGUUAAAUGAAUUGGAAGCUAGCCUAUCGAGAACAACACUACAAAUCAGAGAACCAGGUGACAAUGUGUGA
Molecule: messenger RNA, 1101 nt
Organism: Fraxinus pennsylvanica
Lineage: Eukaryota; Viridiplantae; Streptophyta; Magnoliopsida; Lamiales; Oleaceae
Source: the annotation of a GenBank genome assembly